AUGAUUAUAUUAUUAUUUUCUAUUGCAAGUUCUCAACUCAUUUUUGAUCUCAAAAGAGAUCUUCAUUAGACAGAGUAUUUAAUUACAUUGGAGAUUGAUACCCAAAGUAAAAAAAACGAUUUUGUUGUUGACACAGGUGCUCCUUACACUAGUUUUAUUUGUGAUUAAGUAAAAAUUGAUUACAAUAAUUAGUCAUCUAAUUAGGAAAAGUUCAAAAGUUUAGGUUGUGAGAAUGUAUUCUCAACUUAUGAUGGACAAUGGUCAUGUGUGAUAAACGAAUCUCAUCAAAUUAAAAUUGGAAAUAACUCUAUUGAUUUUAAUUUUGGGUGUGUUUCAAAUGAUGCAACUUAGAUUUUAGGAAUGGGAAAUAAUAAUUCUUUUAUAAAAGGUCUAUAUGACAAUUCUUUAGUGACAAGUAAAAACUAAAUAUUUUCAAUAUUAUUAAAAUAAGAUAAAGGAAUUUUAACAAUAGGUUAAGACUAUCCAAAUUAUGAAGAAGUCUCUAUUCCUAUUAAUAUUUACUCCUAGUAUUAUUAAGUUGAUUUAGCUAGUAUCAAGGUAUAAUUAUUCAUAUUUUUAGGAUGAUAAAGAUUCUUUGAAUUUUUAAUUUAAUGAAAUUAAUAACUAUGAAAUAAUAAUAGAUUCAGGGAGCACAUUAAUUGUUAUGGAUUCAGAAUUGCUGUAAUUAUUUAAUAAAUCUUUUCUUAAAUGUGAAACAGAUCCUAGAGGAUGUCCCUAAUAAUUUUAACUUCUAGGAAAAUAAUGCUUUUUAUAUGACCGAACUCAUUAUGGAGAUAUUUCAAAUUUUUUUGAUACAUUUCCAGAGUUUAGUUUCAAUUUUAGAAAUGGUUAUAUAUUUAAGUUAAAUGCUAAAGAUUAUUUGUUGAAACUUAAUUUUUACAAUUAUGAAAACUUUUAUUGCCUACCUUUUAUAGAUUUUUCAAGAAAUUAUUAAACUAAAUACAAAAAAAUUCUUCUGUUAGGAUAACCUUUUAUGAAUAAUAAAGAAUUUUAUUUUGAUUUGACUAACUAAGCAAUUUAUGUUAAAAAUGCAGAAAUAUAAAUUGAAUUUACUUCGAAAAUUUUUGAGCAUACGACUUUAUACAUUCAGAUAGGUUUUUUAAUUGGAAUUUAUUUAUUCUACAGAUUAUACUCAACUUAGAUAAGAGGAAUGUUGAGAGGGGGAUUAGGAAAUUAAGGAAUUAAUGCAUAUGGUUGA
Molecule: messenger RNA, 1219 nt
Organism: Paramecium sonneborni
Lineage: Eukaryota; Ciliophora; Oligohymenophorea; Peniculida; Parameciidae
Source: the annotation of a GenBank genome assembly